AUGUCUGGUGGUGAAUCUGAUGAUGCAUCAAUUACCUUCCUCCCCUUGCCGUCGACAUUCGAUCACAUGGAUCCUGACCACUGGGCCAGACUCUCCGGCACUAUACAGUCAUGGCUCCUGACGUUCACGGAUGCAGUGACGCCUGAAUGGACUUGGGGCCGGGACGCAUUCUGGUACGCAUUUGUCGCUGCCAAUCCUGACUUCCCCAAUGGCAAGUGGGCUUUCUGGGAUCCGCGUAUUCCUCUCGAGGGCCAGUUCAUCGAGGAGUGGGUGGAGUGCGGCAUCAAUUUGCCCGUCGAAGAUGCUGACGAAGAGCUCACUACUCCUUUGACGCACAGUGAUACCCGGGACCUCAUAUGGGGAGAGUUCUCCAGACACAUUGCGCUUUUUUACCCUUAUCGUUUGAUUUCUACUACAUAA
Molecule: messenger RNA, 420 nt
Organism: Suillus plorans
Lineage: Eukaryota; Fungi; Basidiomycota; Agaricomycetes; Boletales; Suillaceae
Exons: 1
Coding region: 1-420 (139 amino acids)
Source: RefSeq, a predicted model, not a curated record